Molecule: messenger RNA, 3482 nt
Organism: Anopheles gambiae (African malaria mosquito)
Lineage: Eukaryota; Metazoa; Arthropoda; Insecta; Diptera; Culicidae
Gene: kat-60L1
Product: katanin p60 ATPase-containing subunit A1
Exons: 5
Coding region: 924-3146 (740 amino acids)
Biological process (GO): microtubule severing
Cellular component (GO): microtubule cytoskeleton
Molecular function (GO): ATP binding; microtubule severing ATPase activity; microtubule binding
Source: RefSeq, a predicted model, not a curated record
AUUAGGCCGUUGGGUGUUUGCGUACGGACGCAAACGGUAACAGUAGAGGUGCCUUUGCUGACCAAAGUGGCGUUUCUUCUCCGUUCUAAAAAAGCUUCGCCUAACGCGUCUGUGGACCUAUGAGCCUUGGUGGUGUUUCUUGUGGUGUUCUAUUCGUGAACACGCGACUUCAUCUAAGCUCUAGGACCAUGGGGUGGAAAAAGGAGACCCCGUUUCAAUCCUCGAGAGGUUCUUUUGCCUACAAUUCUUCCCAUUUCCUACCAGCACGAACGCCAAGAAGUAAAUAAUAGCUCGGACGUCGGUCGUCCAGCUGCUUAUUCAUGUCCGUUUGCGUGUCACCCGAGUCACACUCACACACAGCUACACAUUUCGUCCUGAAUUCGAUGGCGGAGGAACGUGGGACGGGGAGGACAGGUGAGGCAAUGAUUGACUUCACACGUUUGCUCCCUUUGCUAUGUGCACCGCUCUCCACCGACCAGGGGAGAGCAUUGGUCAAGCCUUGAAGGUGGAGAAGGACCGGAGGUGGUCGAAUUGGUCGUUUGCGGUCAAGCUGGGUCCUCACCAGCGUCGAACGUCCACAGUCCAGCAAGGCUCAGUUGCUGUUUGGUCGUGGUCGGGUUCGGUCGCAGUCGCGGUUAACCACCACCGCUACCAUCUCACUCCAAUGGCACUGUGUGAGUGAGCCUCUAAUAGUGGGUUGCGCUAGAGGCGCUAGUGUCCUUUUAGCUGGUACAACAUUCAGUGGCUUUUGGUAGCAGGGUGAUUGAUUUUAGUGAAUGUAACGUGGGGCAAAUCGCCUCCAAUUAAGCUUGGUGAAAGUGAUUUUUUAAAGGUUACUGAGAAGAGAGAAGGCCGAAGUAAGCAGGGGUUAAGGGAGGGGGGACCGUUUGGUGGGUUUGUUUCGAAAGUUCCGUGUUCCCUGGAUGCUGGUACAGUACGGUGGUGCAACCGGAACACGCAGCCACGGGGUCAGCAGCACCAGCAGUGCGAUGAACGAGUACCAUCACGGCGGUUACCAUCCGUCGCACGGGUACGCACCGCAGCCGUACGAACCGCCGACCCACGGGCACGUCGGCACCGGUAAUAAUCUGCUCGAGGCGGCACUUGGCGGCCGCCAAGGUCCGACCGGCGGCAGCACAGGUAGCACUGUUCCACACCACAACCCUUCUAACGCAAGCACGUACAAAAUGUCUCGUACCGUUUCCAACUCGCACCCGGCCCUGGAACGGUCCGACGUACAUGUGGAAUACGAAGUCGCCGUCCCGAUACACAGCAUCGAGUCGAUCCGGCACACGCCGUACCAUUCGCUAUGGAAUCUGCACGAGUGCUCCGCACCGUCCACAUCCGGCUUCCAGCAUAUGGCCCGCAUGAUGGACACGCUGAUUCUGGACAAUUUGGCACCCUUUGCGUUCACGAAAAUCACCACCACGCACCGCCCAACGAGGAUCAGCGGUGGUGGUGGAACUGGCGGCGGUGGCAGCAGCGGCAGUGGUGGCAGCGGCGGCUCGGGCAGUAAUGGCGUGCCCGGUGGUGGUGGUGGCGGAGGCGUUGGGCUGCUCGAGACCCGCAACGGACCGAUGGGCGGCAUGGGCCAGGAGGGGAUCCUGCGCGGCGGCCCGGGCGGGCUCGGCAGCGGGGGCAGCAUGGGCGUCAAGAAGGCAACCAGCACGAGCAACGUCAGCAAUCUGAUCGGUGCCGGUACGGUCAGCACGUCCACGAUUCGGGUGAACCUGCAGAAGAACAAAAUACCGACACAAGGUCAGUGCGGUCCGCUACCUGGUGAGGUCCACCCGAACCCGCGCCAUGCUAGCCUCGCCUCGAACGCAGCAUCGCCCCCGACGGCGACCGAUUCGCGCUGGAUCUCGUCGCUGCGGCGCCGCGAUCCGGAGCUGCAACCGACACUGCCCUCGAUCAAUCACUCCAACCACCACAGUACCUCCUCGCUGACGCAGCAGCACAGCAUCGGCUACACCAGCUCCUCCAACACGCCGAACACGGACCGGCGCAGCAGCCGGACGAGCGGCCAGAAGUCGUCCCUGCGCAAGAGCCGCUCGGUCGAGCGCAUACGAGCCCGCAAGCUGGCCACCUCGAAGGUGAAGGAGCGGCCGAAGAAGUCCUCCUCCGAGGAGGGGGGCGCGUCCGACGACCAGGAGGUGACCUCGGUGGAGGAAAACUCGCCCCAGCAGCAGCACUCGCCGGUCAAGCGGCUCGAGAAGCAGAAGCUGUUCAGCCCGAUCGGGUACGAGCCGCACCUGAUCGACACGCUCGAGAAGGACAUGCUGCAGAAGAACCCGAACGUCCAGUGGAACGACGUGGCCGGGCUGAACGAGGCGAAGGCGAUCCUGCAGGAGGCGGUCGUGCUGCCGGUGAUACUGCCCGACUUCUUCCGCGGCAUCCGGCGCCCGUGGAAGGGUGUGCUGAUGGUGGGCCCGCCCGGCACCGGCAAAACGAUGCUGGCCAAGGCGGUCGCGACCGAGUGCGGCACCACGUUCUUCAACGUGUCGUCCAGCACGCUCACGUCCAAGUAUCGCGGCGAGAGCGAGAAGCUCGUCCGGCUGCUGUUCGAGAUGGCCCGGUUCUACGCGCCGAGCACGAUCUUUAUCGACGAGAUCGAUUCACUGUGUGCCUGCCGGGGUAGCGACUCGGAGCAUGAGGCUAGCCGGCGCUUCAAGGCGGAGCUGCUCAUCCAGAUGGAUGGGUUGAAUGCGGCCAACGAUGAUAAGGUGAUCAUGGUGCUGGCCGCUACCAACCAUCCCUGGGACAUCGAUGAAGCCUUCCGGCGCCGGUUCGAGAAGCGCGUCUACAUUGGUCUUCCGAACGACAACACCCGCAAGGCGCUGCUGGAGCUCUGCCUGAAGGGCGUGAACAUUUCGCCGGACUUGAACACGGACACCAUCACGGAGCAGCUGAACGGGUACACCGGCUCCGACAUUGCGAACGUGUGUCGCGAUGCAGCAAUGAUGGCGAUGCGACGGCACAUCAACGGUUUAAGCCCGUCCGAGAUCAAGAUGAUACGGCGGGAGGAGGUCGACCUACCGGUCACGGCGCAGGACUUCCAGGACGCGAUGGUCAAGACGCGCAAAUCCGUCUCGGCGAACGAUGUCGCCCGCUACGAAACGUGGAUGGACGAGUACGGAUCGUGCUAGUGCUACGUGUAGCAACGGCAAAGGGCCUUAACGUGUUUACGCUACUACGGAUCAGGGCGCCGUAGUAGGGCAGACGGCAUAAACCUCCAAUUCGACCACUCUCUCCCUCGUCUCCUACUAGUGUUUUGUAGCUAAGCAAAUUAACGACGGUAUCGGAAGAGGAAACGCGUACCUAGUGAAGCACGUGUAAUCGGGUAUCGAGAUCAAUCUUUCGUUUCGGUUUUCGGUUACACUCUAUGUUUCGUUCUAAAUCCCAACAGCGUUUGAUGUUGUUUUGGUGGAUCCGUUUACCCUUCAUUACUAAUAACCCAAUAAAUCGCUCAUGUUAAUCACUAA